AAUAUCAAAACGCGAACUACUGAUAAAUUUCGCUGCUCGGGCUGUCGGUGCUUCAUAUCAAGCUUAAAGUUAGUUGAUUACAGUCGGCAGACAUUGGCAGGAGCAAGCAACCAUCCUUUUCACAGAAAUAAUUUCAGAACUGCUACAUCAUGGCACAGCCCCCAGACUACUCCAAGCCCCCGCCCUACAACCCACAGUACCCCCCAGCGCAGGGAUAUCCACCACAGCAAGGUUAUCCGCCCCAGCAAGGGUAUCAGUCGCAGCCCGGUUACCCAGCACCGCCUCCCCAGGGCCAACUGCAGGCAGGUUACACUCCACAAAAAACAACUGUGGUAGUGCAAUCCUCGAGUUCAAGCCAGUUUGGAAGAUCUCUAGGAGGGCUCUUCAAGUCGGCAGAGAAGGCCGUGGGAAGAGCUGCAAAUACUGUACAACACGAAGUGGACCGCUACGCAAACUCUCCAACAAUUAUGAUGUUCAACAGUGGUAACGUGAUCCGUCUGCAAUCCAAGGAGACGGGUCGCUACCUGCAGGUGUUGAACACCGGAGCUCUCGGUGCCAACGCAGCGCCUGGGGAUCCAUCAGCUCACUUCACUGUCUUAAACUGUGGCCAUAAUAUGGUCAUCUUACGGAGUGCCAUCUAUCCCACAUGUCACAUCGCAAACCACGGUGGCAACAUGGUCGGAAAUGGCAACGGGGAUCAUUCUUGCCGGUUCCGUCUCCACGAGACCAUGACCGGCUUCGUCACCUUGGAAUCUUUCAACCCGGCCAACCACCACAUCGGAGUGACGGCGGAGGGCCAGAUCAAGCCGGGUCAUCUGGUAGGCAAGGACAGCUCGGCCAUGUUCAGCCCUUCCAUGGUGACAGGGACCCACGUUCAAUCUGGGUAUGUGCAGCAGAUGACCACUACCACAACAUACAAAGCCAAGUAGACCGCCCUCUCUUGUUGGAUGGCAGACGGGCUCAUUGUCUAGCUGAAAUUGUGAAUGCCAGUUACUGUAGGUAACCUCUGUAGAUGUAUAAAUUCAGAGGCCACAUCAAGUUAAUAUUGAACAAUUUAUUGACGCUUUGUGACAACCGUAUCCGUGUGGUGGUUAAACACUGUUUGUUGUUAUUAACUUGAUGAAUAUACAUGUAUCAUGUUCAGCCCAUUCUGAAUGCGGAAUCACCUUCAAUGAUCUCCGAAAAAUAUCUCUUACAAGCAAGUGGCAGUUUGUAAGAUGUUUCACCACGAAGUCGCACUCAAAUCUAAUUUGUACUGUGUUGGACGUUAUAACCUCUCCAAGGAGGCAUCAUACAAAAAAGAAUUGUUCCAUUGUAAAAGGAAAUGAAAUACCAAUUAUGUCAUGUAUUCCAAACAAAUGAAGAAAAUGUGUUACUGAAAAGUGUAAAACGUUUUGCCGUGGCAAGAUGAAUCAAUGCCCUAGACGCAAGUCAAAAUGUUAUGAAGAGUUAAACAUCAUCCAACCUGGGCCAACCAACCCUCAUCCAUGUUUUAGUGCAAAAUGAAAAGCCCAAUUACAGUGAUAAGUGUAAUGAGCGCUGUGUUGGAAAAAAAGAUGGAAGCAGGGAAAACUGUUUUGAUGUAGAAUAGGGACCAUAACCUCACAUAUCUCUGUGUUAUCAUUUUACACUGUCAAGGCAAAGUGACGUAAAAGAAUUUCACUGUUAUCUUUUGGAGCACGAACAGAAAAUGUCGGAAGUCCUAGAAAUACUUGCCAUGAGUACUGUGGUCUUAGCCAUAGUGUAACGUCAGUGCUUACUAGCUUACCAUGAAUGAAAUACUUGUAUUUUUGCUUUUUAUGUCUAAUGAUGUGUAAUUGUGUACCCACUAUGAUCAUUUCAAUGUAGAUACAAAGUACCUAUGUAUAACAUCAAACUAAAUAUUAUGCAUUAAAUAUAAACUCAAAGAGUUUUGUCAGUUGCUAACAAGAA
This is a messenger RNA of Acanthaster planci (crown-of-thorns starfish), 1932 nucleotides long. RefSeq lists its product as uncharacterized. Lineage: Eukaryota; Metazoa; Echinodermata; Asteroidea; Valvatida; Acanthasteridae. The record is from RefSeq and is a predicted model, not a curated record. Gene Ontology annotation, molecular function: growth factor activity.